This is a messenger RNA of Eurytemora carolleeae, 2713 nucleotides long. RefSeq names its product protein NDRG3. The record is from RefSeq and is a predicted model, not a curated record. The coding region runs from base 78 to 1064 and encodes 328 amino acids. Lineage: Eukaryota; Metazoa; Arthropoda; Copepoda; Calanoida; Temoridae. Gene Ontology annotation, cellular component: cytoplasm. The transcript is spliced from 16 exons. Gene Ontology annotation, biological process: signal transduction.
CACCUUCUUUAAUUGAUUUAGUCGGCAUUGAACCUCUUAUCAGAUUCUUGGUAUUACAAGGAAGAAAUAGGACUAAGAUGCCUUCUCAAAACACAAUGCUGCUGGCCGACCCACAGGAUGACGUUGAGUUGAGGAAUCUGGCUGUUGUUGAUCCUUUAGAUCGGACCUUGAGCAAGGACACCAUCUAUACUGAGGAGACUGUGGAGACCAGUACUGGACCUGUUCUUGUCGCCUUCGCUGGGGACAGAACUAAACCUGCUCUGCUGACUUAUCAUGAUCUUGGUCUUAACUACGUCUCAAACUUCCAGGCAUUUUUCAACUAUCCUGAGAUGAAAGAAAUCUGUCAGUCAUUCUGCGUUUUCCACGUCAAUGCACCAGGACAGGAAGAAGGAGCUCUCCUGUUCCCAGAGGAGUGUGAGUUCCCCACCAUGGAACAGUUAGGAGAACAGAUCCAGGAAGUGUUGAAUCAUUUUAGCCUGGUUCGGUAUAUUGGUAUUGGAGUUGGGUUGGGAGCUAACGUUCUGGUCAGGCAUGCUCUUGCCUACCCGGAGCGUGUUGACUGCCUCAUGUUAAUCAACACCCAGACCACUAAGGCUGGUUGGAUGGAGUGGGGAUAUCAGAAAAGAAAUGUCUCACAUCUCAGAACUACUGGAGUUACCCAACCUGUUCUUGAUUAUCUACUCUGGCAUCAUCUUGGACAGGAUUAUACUGAGAGAUCACAUGACCUAGUUAAUGUUUACAAACAUUACUUCGAAAAGGAUGUUCAGGGAAUUAAUCUGGCUAAACUAGUUGAGCAGUUUAUCUGGAGAACAGAUAUUCCCCUGGAUAGACUAGGAGCUACACUAGAGGUUCCAGUUUUGAACCUUGUUGGAAUAUAUUCUCCUUUUAUUGACGAUACUGUUACAUUUAACGGUAGACUGGCACCAAGCAAGACGAACUGGAUUAAGAUUCAGGAAGCAGCAAUGGUACUAGAAGAGCAGCCAGGAAAGGUAUCUGAAGCUUUCCGGCUGUUUCUACAGGGACAGGGCUAUUGUCUCAAGAUCAGGAAAAUUGCAGUUCAGUGAGACGGAAAAUAUUUUCGGCAUUCUCUUAACUCCGGGGAGAAUUACUUGAACUUGUAGUUUUAUCAAUCCCCUCUGUAGUAGCAUCAAGGGGGUAGUACACUGUACAGUGUUAAUGUACUGUUUUGAUAAUUGUACUCUUCGUACUGUACGUAUUUGUGAAACACUUAACACUUCUCUCAAAAUAUGUACACUGCACACUCUACAAUUAUGAGCGUACAAACAUACAGUCCCCCUCGUUGCUAUCGUAGUAACCCAAUUUUAGUACUCACUACUCAGCCCUGAUCUCACAAUUUUUAUCAAUUUUAUCGAAUUUAAGCGCAACAAACUUGAUGAAUUAAUGUAUUUUAUGCUUACUUGGCGUAGAAUAGUAUAAGCAAGAAUUGUAUUUUGUGCUCCUAAUUUCUACUCUGUACUCUGUAUUCGAACCUGUACUCUGUACUUUGUACUUGGUAUUUGUGAAAAUUAUGUAUCGGAAUUCACGAAACCCCCUUUUUUUAAUGGAAAAUUUUAUUACAAACAUAACUAUUCUUUUCGAAUCUUGUUCGUUUUUUAUAUUUGUGAAUUUACACAAAUAAUGAUGACUCGCGAAGCCGUAAUUUAUUUGAAUCUCGGGAAAUCUGCAAUCUGAAAUAAUCUUUUUAUGACAAAGUAAAUAUUUUCUCCUCCCCCCGCCCCCCUUAUUUAAUAAUAAUGAAUUAUUGUUAAACUGACUACUUAGUUCUUAUUUUAAUUAUUAUCUUCUGGUUUUUUUGUCCUUUUAUAAAACAUUGUAUUGAGAAUAUUUGGUUGUAUUUGUACAUGUGUAAAGUUUCAAUUUAUAAACGGUACAUAACUCAUUUUCAGUACAACUACAUCAGUACAAUUGUAAAAAUAAAGUUUAUCUAGCUCAUUUAAGAAUAUUUGAUGUACUUAAAUUUCAUAAAUGCAAAUAUAAAAUAUUGAGAAUUCUAAAAAUAAUUUUUAAACAUUGCAUUAAUGACUUUUAAGUUCACCAUAAAGAAUUCUAUAACCUAGAUUUUAAACACUAUUGGAUGAUCUUUAGUUGGAUUAUUUUACUCUGUUCAGAAAAUGCGCGGAGAGUUGGUUCAACUUUUUUUCAUCGAAAAAGGGUUUUAAAGGGUCUUUCUAUUUUGAAACUAAUAUGUGGAAGUAUACGAUUUUAAUAAAAAACAAACAUUUUAAACUUUUUACUAAAAAUAAUACGCUUCAAUCAACCAUGAAGGAACUUCUUUAACACCUAAAAUUUUUGACAAUUUCUUAUUUUCUGCCAUUUGUCUAAUCUCGAGUAAAUAUUUUUAACCUAGAAAGGUCAGCCAAUAGCGUAUAGGUAGGGAUUGGCAAGUUUUUUAUAAAUCGUUUUGAAGUUUUCAUUAGCUAGGACUAAACAAAUUCUAUUGGAGAAAUCUUAUUCGAAAAUAUGUUCGUAUUUUAAAAGAUUAAAGAAUCAAAGCAAUCUUCAAAACGAAUUUAAAAAAAACUAAAACAAUGCCCAUCUCUACUCGUAGAUUUGUAAUAGUUUCCGUUUUGUCAGAGUACACUUAGAGCUUGCAGGAUGCAAUAGGAUUAAGAUAUAAUAUGUAAACACCUAUUUAAUAACAUUUAACUAGUUGCAUGUAAUUACUACGACAAAUAAAAUAUUGGAAUAUUAA